Molecule: messenger RNA, 877 nt
Organism: Phytophthora nicotianae INRA-310
Lineage: Eukaryota; Oomycota; Peronosporomycetes; Peronosporales; Peronosporaceae
Exons: 2
Coding region: 68-877 (269 amino acids)
Biological process (GO): cellular response to misfolded protein
Cellular component (GO): endoplasmic reticulum membrane
Molecular function (GO): Hsp70 protein binding
Source: RefSeq, a predicted model, not a curated record
GCUUUUGUCGCCAUGCAUCUUUUCCUCGCGUUCUUGGUGCUGCUGCUACUACUGGUAUCCAGCGCCGAUGUCUUCAGUGGAGGUAUCGCGCAUUUUGAACUGCAGCACGCACUAUGCGGUGCUCAAACUAGGUGAAUCCAGCCAUGUGCCAUCGUUCACGGAUGCCCAGGAAGUGCGCAGACGCUACAAGGAGCUCGCGGUCCGCGUCCAUCCAGACAAGAAUCGAGCUACUGACGCCGAAGCAGCGUUCAAGCGGUUGAGUGAAGCUUACGAGUGCUUGGUCGAUGAAAUAUCGCAGCGCAACUAUUUACAACAAUUGCAAGUUCACAACAGUAAACCAAAACCUGGACCGAACUCAGCGAAGCAAAAGUACAAGCGGAAGAGGAAAGCACAGUCCGAGCCAAAAGCUGACGAAGGUCCGAGUUUGCCUAAGCGUCGACGAACACCUGAAGAGAUUUGGCAGGAGUUCCAACGAGAAGAGGAGGAGUUGGCACGACAGCAAUUCCAUGUGAAAGGGUUUGAAAGAGUUUACGAGUCGAUAUCGAAGCGGACAUCACAAGUUGCUGAUAUUGCUUCCACGUCAACAGAAGAACAGCAAACUAUUCUGGAUUCGAAUCUGGACGCGAAGGCGAGUAACUGGGCAGCAUGGAGCAAGCCAACUUCAAAAAGGAUGCAAGUAGAGUCCGUUUCAAAUCUAGCAAAUGAGACUACUGCAAACUCAACUUCGAGCGAUGUUCCAGCAACUUUGAUUUGCUGUAUGCUCUGUCGGCGGAAAUUCCCGAGUGUGGAGGCACUUCAUCGCCAUGAAACUCUUUCCAAGUUACACCUAGCGAACGUCCAGACUCAGCUAGCACACUCGUCAGGUGAUGUGCCAUAG